AUGAAGAUAUUCGUGUCAAAACUUAUGAAAAAGUGGAAGGUAUGCAAAAGUACACCCGCAAGAUUCACCAAUAAAAUAUGCUUAAUGGCUAGAUUAAACUCUAAUAUCUCUGCAACACCCACAGCAGAAGAAGUAAGAAAUUAUCAAAAACGUGGAAGACCAAAAAAGUCUUUCGAUGAGAGCUUUGUACGGUCGAAGUUAAGAAAAAUAGAACCUCUUAUGUCAAGCACGUCCAAAGAAACACUUUGCAAAGCUCCAGAAAUGAGUCUGUUUAAAAGUGGAGAAAGAACUUCGGCGCAAGUUAUGAAAUUAGCUAAAAAAAUUUCUCCGCGCCCAGAGAAAAAAACGAAUGAAAUUCAUAAUUCGUCAUCUUUGUCAUCCAUGGUUGGAUCUCUCAUGGAAGACAUCGAGAUUAGAAACGAACAGAGACAUAAUGAAUAG
This is a messenger RNA of Psylliodes chrysocephalus, 441 nucleotides long. Lineage: Eukaryota; Metazoa; Arthropoda; Insecta; Coleoptera; Chrysomelidae. The record is from the annotation of a GenBank genome assembly.